Molecule: messenger RNA, 1470 nt
Organism: Metarhizium acridum CQMa 102
Lineage: Eukaryota; Fungi; Ascomycota; Sordariomycetes; Hypocreales; Clavicipitaceae
Source: RefSeq, a predicted model, not a curated record
AUGGCAGCUCUGGGGGUUGGCUCCGGCCAGCUCCUGCGACGACAUGCCCUGGCCAAUAUUCGCCGACGAUGCUCCAGCUGCGCAGACCAGCAUGUGACAAAGCCCCUGCUGAGCUUCCGAUACCCUCUUCAAACACCAAUUGCUGCUCGGAACUUCUCGUCGCGAUAUGCCAGACGCCCCAGGUUCUCUCAGCGCCUGGGCGAGGCCCUGCGGAACAGCAAGAUAACUUGGUACCACAUCCCUGUUGGCGUGGGCAUCGGUUUUCUCGGCCUGGUGCAAUUCUACAAAGUCACUGCGAGAGAGCAGGAGAAGCGACGACAGGAAGACGGUGGUGUCUCUGGCGGCCAGCCAAAACGGCGUGAGAGGAUUCGACCCGAUGGGCCAUGCCUUGACGAAGUAUCCGAACCCGACCUACACGCCUACCCAAACCUGGCUGCAUUCUUCUACCGCACACUCAAGCCAGGCGCGAGACCUCUCGACCCCGACAGCCACGCCUUGCUCUCCCCGUCCGACGGUAAAAUCCUGCAGUAUGGAAGAAUUGAGGGCGGAGAUAUUGAGCAGGUCAAGGGAAUGACGUAUAGCGUCGAUGCGUUGCUGGGCAAAAACACACCCACGGCCAGCAUCGCCUCUGGCCAAAGCUCCGCAUCUGCCCGAAGGGGUGGCAGCGUAGCCCAUGGAGAUGAGGAAAUUGUCAAGCAGGAGGAAGAAUUUGCCAAGAUGAAUGGCAUUUCCUACACCCUCCCUGAUCUGCUGUCCGGCCAGGCCGAUGCUCAAAAACCUCGCCCGGCAACAGAUGAGUCGACCGAAGUCUCUGCCCGGGCUGUAUCCGAGGUUCGGGCCGAGCUAGCCCUUGGGGAAAAGCCCUGGUACGAUAUCGUCUCUGCGGACAAGAGCACAUCACUCUACUACGCCGUAAUUUAUCUGGCUCCCGGCGACUACCACAGAUUCCACUCGCCGACAAACUGGGUCGUCGAGCGACGACGUCACUUUGCCGGAGAGCUGUACAGCGUUUCGCCAUACCUGCAGCGAACUCUUCCCGGUUUGUUUACCCUGAACGAGCGCGUGGUGCUGCUGGGCCGCUGGCGCUACGGCUUCUUCAGCUAUGUGCCUGUCGGGGCGACAAAUGUUGGCUCCAUCAAGAUCAACUUUGACCGCGAGCUGCGAACAAACAGCCUGUUGACGGACACGGCUGCCGAUCAUGCCGCAGAGGAGGCGGCGAAACGCGGCGAGCCGUACAUGGGCUUUUCCGAGGCCACGUACGAGGAGGCCAGCUCGGUUCUUCAUGGCCACGCCCUCCGUCGAGGCGAGGAGAUGGGUGGAUUCCAGCUGGGCAGCACCAUCGUUUUGGUGUUCGAGGCGCCUUCCGAAAAGGAAGAGGGGGGUAAGCCCAUCAGCGGAUGGCACUGGGCAGUGGAGAAAGGGCAGACGAUCAAGAUGGGACAAGCCCUUGGACGAAUCGUGGAGGACUAA